Molecule: messenger RNA, 2176 nt
Organism: Rhincodon typus (whale shark)
Lineage: Eukaryota; Metazoa; Chordata; Chondrichthyes; Orectolobiformes; Rhincodontidae
Gene: zdhhc24
Product: zinc finger DHHC-type containing 24
Exons: 4
Coding region: 633-1577 (314 amino acids)
Biological process (GO): protein targeting to membrane; peptidyl-L-cysteine S-palmitoylation
Cellular component (GO): endoplasmic reticulum; Golgi apparatus
Molecular function (GO): protein-cysteine S-palmitoyltransferase activity
Source: RefSeq, a predicted model, not a curated record
AGGAAGGUCUUCUUGACCUUGGGGAGGGUCAGCUGACCUCAAAGAGGUUCUUGUUGACCUUGGGGAGGGUCAGCUGACCUCAAAGAGGUUCUUGUUGACCAUAGGGAGGGUCACCUGACCUCAAGUGGGUCUUGUUGACCUUAGGGAGGGUCAGCUGACCUCAAGUGGGUCUUGUUUUGCUCUAGGAGGGUCAGCUUAACCUUACAGAGGGUCAGUUGACUUCAAGGAGGGUCUUGUUGACUUUAGGAAGGGACGUUGACAUCUGGGAGGGCCUGGUUCAUGUCAGUUGGAUCUUGUUGGCAUCAGCAAGGGGUCCCUUGAAUUCAGGUGGGGCAACCUGACCUGAUUAGAGGUUCAGGUGACCUCAAAUGGGUCUGGUUGACCUCAGGAUGGUUUAGUUGAUCCCAUUUGGGACCUGUUGACCCCAAGAGGGACCAGUUCAACCCAAGAUUGGCCUGUUGACCCUAGCAGCUGCUAUCAGACCUCAUGGUGAGGGUGCCUGCAGUGCCAGCCGACCGACAGGGAGAUUUAGUUGACUUUAAGUUGGGUCAGUUAACGACAGAUGAUCUAAGUGGUCUGGAUUGAGCCACGUCCCCUCCUUCCUUCAUACUGGCCCCAGAGAGGUCCCAACCAUGGGGUUCCUGGAACGAUUUGAGUCCACACUCUUUGUCCCCCUUUGCAUGACGUCAGUCAUGAUCGCCUCGGUCACUUUGGAGAUGGUGUACAUCAUCCUGACUGACCCCCGACUGGACCCUGGCCCCAGGGUGGACGGCUUUGCUGCAGGGCUGGCUGGGGAGCCCUGGGAAUCGAUGGGCCCUUUGGCUGCAAGACACAGGCCGGGCCUGGGGCUGGGCCCAUGGCGUAUACUUCACCUGGCCUGCCUGGCAUUCAUCGUGAGCAAUGUGGUUGGCAACCUGUUCUUCUUCAUCCGCAAGGACCCCAGCAUCCGGGGAGUGUUUCUGUCCGGCCAGGCACUGGGGCAGGGAUGGGGGUACUGUUUUUUGUGUGAGUCUCACACGCCCCAGCGUUGCUCGCACUGCCAUGAUUGUAAGGUGUGUGUGCUGAGACGGGACCAUCACUGUGUGUUCUUCGGGCAGUGUGUAGGUCACGCCAACCACCGAUACUUCCUGUGCUGCCUCGCCCACAUGUGGCUGGGUCUACUCUACGCCAUCGUGCUCAACACUGAGAUCUUCAUCGAGCUCCUGCAGGAGGGCCUGACUUUCCAUAGUGUCUUCCUGCUCAUCAUGCCCUGGGCAAUGUUGGUCACAGGUCAGGUGAGCCUCUCCGUGUUCUGGUUUGCCUUUGUGGCUGAUACCUGUGUGGUGGGCUUCCUUUUCGUCUCGGCCUUUCUCCUGUUCCACUUGCAGCUGCUGUGGCGGGGACAGACCACGCGCGAGUGGAGCGCCGGCCGCUUCGGGCUGUACAAUCUGGGUUGGCGUCGGAACGUUGAGGAGCUGCUGGGCGAGUGGUGGUACCUGACCUGGCUGUGCCCCCUCUUACCCUCCUCCAUGCCUGGCGAAGGGGUCACCUUCAAGACCAGGGAGCUGGCCGCCCACAAACCCGCCAGUCUCUUCUGACCCCCUGUUGCACGUGGGCCCAUCACCUUGGACGACUCUGCAGAUUCCCGAAAUCUCCUCUGUGUUGGGAUGGAGCCACGCUCUCGGACAAGCAACUCCGGCUCACCGCCCUCGACCUCCCACCCAUCGGAAAAGGUGGGGGGGGGUGGGAAACAGGCCUUUACGUGGACCCCUCCCCACCCCACCCAGCUAGCGAGCCCCUGUCAAACUGCCUCCUGGACCCGGGCGGGGGGGCACGUUGAGGAGGCGAGAGGGAGCACCCCCCACCCAGGGAGAGUAGGGCUAUCUCACUGACAGAGACGCUGGAGAUGGGAAUAAGGACAAGCCCCAGAAGGUGGAGAAUCGCUCCGAGCUCUCUCUGACCCUCCGUGUGCGCCUCUGACAUCCUGCCCCCGCAGAGGGUGAAGUGGAGCUGGGUCGGCCAGGGUCCCGGUUCCACAAAAGACGGGACUGCUAAGCUGCAGCCUCUCUCAGCUACGGCUUGUGAAUCAUGUAUCGUCUCGCCGGGUUGGGGGGGUUGGUUUAAUACCUGUCAGGGGCGUCGCUCGGGGAUUAUGAGAAAUGAAGUUCAGCAGUGUGAUGCCCACUGCAGUCGAGCA